AUGACCGCAAGGAGUGACAGCGGAAACAAGGAUGCUGGCGGUUCAGAAAAGACCGAAGAAACUUGUUCUGUACACACUAGUUUUGAAAAGAAUGAUGUGGGUAACAACCAAGCUGUUGUAGAAUCGCGUCCUAAUGGGAACGAAAAUCUUCCUGAAGGUACAAGUUUGGAAGUUGAAGAAGACCAGGUAAUUGUGUGAGCACUUUGGUUUAUUUCAGUAAAGCUAUAGGAUUUGAAAUUUGUUUUAAUAUCCUAUGUAAGAGCACUGAGGACAAUUUGAGGCAAUUUACCACCAUACAUGUAGUUGUUUACAACUAGAAAUACGUGAAUCGCAGGACCUCGCGUAGCAAGCAAGCAGUAGGAACAAAGAAAAAUUCUAAAGGCAAUAGGGAAGAAAAUUUAUGAAUUUAAAAAAACUUACGCUAUUAUAACAAAACAAAACUACAAUAACUUAAAAAAAACUAAACAAAAAGGAAAAAAAGAAAAGAAGAGAAAAGGAGAAACAGCUUCCCUUCGAAAACGAACGCGGGACCUUCUACGUGCCAGGCCAUUUCAUUACCACUACACCACAUGCUUCGUGAUGUCACUCAUUAGAUGACGUCAGGGCAGACACCAGGCGAUAUAUAGAUUCAUAAAUAAAUAGAAAUAUGGGGCGUCCAAGUUUGCAGCUGCAAACGCUGCAUGCGCUACAACUCUCUUCGCGAGGAAUAAAUUUAAGCUCAAAUCAAAUUAUUUCAGAUCAGUUUUUAGUUUAGUUUUACCAGCUUUUCUCGACACAGGUCCUGCCCAGAGGGAAUGGCCACGAACGGGACUCAUAGGUCCCAUGCAAGGUGCCAUCCCUACCCAAUACCACAACCCGUAGAGGUUGGUCACACCACUUUUAGGUCCCACACGAACAGAUCAGUGAAAGUGCUGUGAGACAGGACCUACUGUUUUUCGUCCUUAUCCAAGAAGACUAGAAAGUCUGACCAUUUUCAGAUGUCAUUAUAAAGGCAGCACUUUCUUCUCAGUUAUUUACACACCCUGAGUGUUGGUUUGGCCGGGGUUUGAACUUGCAACCUCCCGCUCGGCAGACCGGCACUCUCCCAACCGAGCUAACCAGGGGGCCGUUUUAGUAUUUUAGUUUUUGCUGUGUUUCUUUAAUAAUUUACAUGCACUUUGCUAAGGAACCCGAAGAGGAUGAGUUUGAAGAGAUGAUAGCUGAAGGACUGUCCCAGUUGGGAAGAUCGGCUGAUGGAACUCUUCAAGUUUAUCUUAAUCUCUUCCUUCCUGUAAGUACAAUUUUUGCUAUCAUUCAUCACAUUUUUUCCUUUAAAUAUUCAGUCACUGCUGAUUUUAUUCUUUUUGUUCUUUUUGAUUGUAUUCUUUUUGACCGAUGACUUUUUAGGGAUGUGGACUGACAGAUAUUACGUGCCUACAAGAAUAUGUUCACUUACAAACUGUAGUUCUUUCACACAAUUCUCUUACAGGUACCUAUAAGAAUAGACAUAUCUAAAAUUUUGCAUUUUCUUUUUGUGAACUUUGCAUGUUGUUACUCAACAGAUUGUUAAGGAACUUUUUUGCUGCUGCACAUACAUGCAUUAUUUUUAUGUGCAUCAUGGGAAAGUCCAAUUUGUUCUUUCCUUUAACUCCCGCAAAAGUAUUUUUGUGGUGGAAAUGUUUUUAUCAUGAUCAUAUUUUAUCUUGGCAAAAGCUAAUAAGUCCAAAACUAUGAUUGUACAUAGUUGGGCGAGAUUCCCUAUAGUAACUGUGGUUUGUAUCAGGAGAUACUUUUGUUUGAUGUGUGAAAAAUAUUUUCUUUGCAUUUGAUACUGUUGUGCAACAAACUUCAACAAUAAUUAUAACAAUCUUUUUACUUGAGAAGGGGACUGUUACCUACCACUUGUCGGGAAAUGAACCUAAAAUCCUGUCCUUUAAAAUAUUGAAAAUGAGCGUGAGGCUUGUAUACUUGAGACUUAUCAUAGGCAUUUCCUAACUGAUACUAAUUACUUAAAAAAAUCUGCUGUGCUUCAGGAGCCAGUAACAUAAACCGUCAAGUUGAACAUAAGAGCUAAUGUCGGACAUUCAGCCCACCAACCGCUUAACUUUAACACCAGGCAUUGGGAGUUACGUCUGACAUUAGUUUCUAUGUAACUGACCCCAGGGUAAUUUCCUUUUACUGCAUACUUAUAUUCUCUGUUUAUCCAAUUAUUAGAUUUAAAUCCAUUAGGCAGCAUGCCAUAUUUGGUAUCACUUGAUGUAUCACACAAUCAACUCAGCUCUGUUUUAGAUUUCUCUCCUCCACUUGGUCUGAGGGUAAGUGAACUUAAACAGAUGACUUUGAACUUGGAUGCUGCCACUGAAUUGAGAACAUUAUUAGGCAGCAUUCAUUACUGCAGAGGAAUUAGGAGAUAUAUAUUUUAUUAAAUGAGCAAUAUCUUUUAGAUCUCCCACAUCGUCAAAAAUUGAUGUCUCUCAUCUUGACCAAAAGAAAAAAAUUACAUCACUCUUCCCCAACCCUCUUGAGUAGGAAAGUAAAUAACUGACAGUUUUCACCUGAAAAUCCUCUUCCACCCCCACCCCUCUCCUGUGGUAUAUAUAAUGACUACAGCUUGAUUAUAUAUUUUUUUAAUUUUUGUUUUGUUUUUUAUUGACACAGGAGGUGAACCUGUCUCACAACUGUAUAGAAACACUUCCUGAUCUUUCAGCUCAUCAUUGCUUGACAACUCUAAUACUGGACUGUAUCCUCAUAAACUUGCAUUUUAAUUUAAUUAAUGUAAUAUAUUUGUAACAUUAUCUUUGUAGAAAAAAAUCAUUCCAAGGCUAAUAGAAAGGCUCUUCUUUACCUGUACUGAUUAACAGGUGUGUAGUGUUUUGAAUUUUUUGGUCUCUAUUUCAUCCAAUGGCAUACGACAUGCUGUUUUAUGGCCUUAACAUUUGGAUUUACAGCCAAUUACAUAUCAGAGAUGCAGGGUUUGUCUAAUUGUUAUCGUCUGUCACAUCUGAGCCUAAUGAAUAACAAGAUCACUCGAAUUGCCAACCUUGACCAUCUACCUCUGAAAUUCUUGAAUCUGGUGAGUAAAUAUCAACAUUUGUAGAUUAAUCAAUCGCAUUGCAACAAACUGAACCUCCAAGUUCAACCACUUCAUUUUCAAAACUCAAUUUUUUCCAGUCAAAGCACUAUCUAAUGGUAAAAAAUUGACAAUUUUCUUAAAAGAUUUUCACUGUGCUUAUGAAAUAAUCUCCUAACUACUGCAGUUAACUGACUCAAGUGUUAUUUUAUGUUUUUAGAGUAACAAUAAUAUCAAGAAAAUUGAAAAUUUAGAAACCUUAAAAUACCUAGAGGUGAGUGUCAGAGUUUCCCCUGUUAAUUUGUGCUUAUUUUUUCAGUGUAAACAUUGGGAAUCACUACAAGGUAGCGCCUAUUUAUCCCUAUUGUAUCUUUACCUCUUUUGUCAGGUUAUUAAUUUGUCAAGGAACAGUAUUAGAAGCAUGAAAGGUCUUCAGAACCAUAAAUUACUACAAGAGAUUGACCUGGAGGAAAACCAGGUUUGUGAGUUAAUACAUCACACUGAUAUGAACUAUUAUUCUGUCAGCGCUGUUAGAAGUAAGAACUGGAAUGUCCAGGAUUUAUUGCAAUCACUUUAUUGGCAUUUUUUAGAUGAACUACUUUAUGAAGCAAUGAAAGCAAAUGGCGCAUUAUAAUCUUAUUGUUUUUGGUAGAUAAUUGACAUAGCUGAAGUAAGGUACAUCAGAGAACUGAGUUUGCUGCGGAACCUGAAUUUCCUUGAUAACCCAAUACAGGUAUAAAAUGUGACAUUCCUAUCCCCUCCCACUCCCCCACAGGUAAUUACAUUGUAGAAAAUUGUAUUAUUAUUUUUUUCAUUUUAUUUGCCACACAAUAAUAGAAAUUACAAAUAAUAUAGGAAAAGUGAGGAAAAUAAUUUGCAAGGAGACUUAACAGAAACUAUAGGAGCUUAUGAGAAGUUAGGCGUCCUCUAACUGCAGGCUAGAGCUGUUUACAUCAAUUGAAGAAAAGAUGGCGAAAGUCGGAGAUGUAAAGAUGUAUGAUCGGUUUUCAUAUUUGCUUAGUAAUGAAAUCUUCAGUAUUUUCUUAAAGGAGGAAAGGGAUUAAAGGCUGAUGACCUCGUUGUCAAGUGAAUUAAAAAACUUAGGUCCUUGAAUAAAAGCUUUUCACUAUAAAAGCAACUUCUCAAAGGCCUGAGAAGAUUGUCAUUGUAAGUCCUGAUAUAGUUUACUGUCUGUACACAGGGUAUGCCAGACUACAGACUUUCCUUGUUAUUUAGAAUACAAAGUCUGACGGAGUUGGAUCGCUCCAAAGUCUCAGUCGAAGAAAAGGUACAAUAAUGAAUUUACUGUAAUAUCAUCUGUCAUUACGCUCAGCUCAUUAAUUAAGUAAGUUCUAUUUUUUGCUGAAGUAUAUGUCCCAGAUAACGCACUCUUCACUCUGUUUACGUGUCUAUUAUCUUGGUGAAUGUCCCACAUUUAUUUAUCUUACCCAUUUGAAGGAACUUAGGUAACAGAUAAAGUAAAUUGGUACAAAGCGAUGGAAAAUUGUCAUUCGUAAUUUGCUACAGUUACAUCAAGUUGGUUAAAAAUGUUUGAUUAUUAGCUGGUGACAUUUUUGUUUAUGGUGUAUUUUCCUCUUUUGACUACUUUUCAUUUACUUCUUAGGUUGCUGCUGUCAACAUGUUUAAUCCUCCCCCAGAGGUUGUAGCAGCACGUGAUCAUAUGUUUCACGUGACCAAGUCUCUUAUCCAGGCCACAAGAAUUCAUGACAGGUCAGUUGAGUAAUGCACGUCCGUUCAUUCAUUUAAACGUCCUUCAAAUGUAAUACACUGGUCAACUUUAAACCAAGAAAAGUUCUUAGUCUGAUUUUGGAACUAGAUUACGGUUACGACCGAAAAAAUAUGAACAAAGUUAAGAAAAAGUACGGAUUUUACAAAUUCAUUACCUUUCAAAGGUGGAAAGCUAAACUAUACUUCCUGUGCGAGUUUUGUGAACUUUUUAAUUGCAGAGUGUAUCAUUUUGUGACUUUUCAAAGUAUGCAAAUGGUGUAAUAAUUGAACUUAAAAGGGGACUGUUUAAGUCACCGAUUGUUCCUCUGUAUAAUUUUGUUUCCAAUGAAAGUAGCCAGGGUACAUGCUCAUGGAAGCCGGGGGAAAUCCCUUGUCCCCGGCCUCCGACCCUUAGUAAAAGCCCUAAGCGCUGCUAAGUUAUAGUCAAUAUACCCAGUUCUUAUUUAUGAUCUCUCUCUCUUUCAGUACCCUCCCGAGUGUGGAUACUCCAUAUCCUAUGUUAAUCUUGUGCGGUCCCCCCGGGUCUGGCAAACGAUAUCUGGCUAGAAGACUUUGUCAAGAGUUUCCAGACUUCUUCGGCUUUGGGUGAGAAAGAAAUUUCGAUUAAGCUUUUGUUUUAAGUUGUUGAGAGGCUAGUUGCAAGAAAGGUGUUGUGCAAGAAAGUCUUCAGACUGAUUUACUGACAUUGCAAAGUUGCUGACAUGAAUCAAAUUUCGCAAAUCUAUCGAAAAUCACGAAGUGGUGAAUAGGAAUCCAUCCUGUGCCACGUUAAUUAAGGGCCACUUACAUGUACGUAAAAAGGUACCCUCAAACGAAGCUUUUACUUGCAACACAGAGUCUGCUUGCAACGUUAAGAUUUAUGUAACGUAACUUGUCUGUUCCCAUGUAUUAAGCCGUUAUUAGGGGUGGGAAUAGUCUGAAAUGUCAUCCGUCUCUUCGCCACACCCUUCCCCUCCAUCCCCCCUCCCCUCCCCCUCCCCCCUCCCCCCUCCCCUACUUACGGGCGGCAAGGCGAGAGAGACUGAUUCUGAAUUCCCAGCGUUAUAAUGCCGCCCCGUCUCUCUCGCCUCGCCGCCCGUUGGGGGGUGGGGUGAAGAGACGGGUGAGUUUUCAGACUAGGGUGGGAAGGGAUACGAAAACGUUUUUGAGUCUUUGAGAAAAAAACUUUAUUAUCAACCAAAUUUUUCCACACUUGUGGAUACACUGGUUAAUGUUCAAACGUCAUUUCCUUCGUAGCAUCUGUCACACAACAAGAUCGCCUCGUACCAAGGAAGAAAAUCUUGAAGAUUAUUUUUUCGUAACGCAAGAAGAAUUUGAACAAGGGGUAGUGAUGGUGAGAUUCCACUCUGCCCUUGAUUAUCUUCCGCUUUUCAUCUUUCCUUUAAUGUGUUAGUUACUCGAUUUCCCUUCCUUUUUUGACCUUUUCUUUUUUUCUCUACUAUCCUAUUCCAUUUUCAUUUCAUUUUGUUUUUUUCAUUUUAUUGUCAUUCAUUUGCAGGGCAAGUUCCUUCAGACUUGCCAGCUAGCGGGAAACUGGUACGGAGUCACGAGAGAGGCCGUGGAAAAUGUGGCCCGCGAGGGACUUGCUGCAGUGUUUCAUCUUCCUCGCUCCCAAAAUGUGGGUUUAUUUCAAAGAUGUUUUGGGCCCAGUAAC
Molecule: messenger RNA, 6452 nt
Organism: Porites evermanni
Lineage: Eukaryota; Metazoa; Cnidaria; Anthozoa; Scleractinia; Poritidae
Source: the annotation of a GenBank genome assembly